Molecule: messenger RNA, 2265 nt
Organism: Seriola dumerili (greater amberjack)
Lineage: Eukaryota; Metazoa; Chordata; Actinopteri; Carangiformes; Carangidae
Gene: alas2
Product: 5-aminolevulinate synthase, erythroid-specific, mitochondrial-like
Exons: 10
Coding region: 148-1923 (591 amino acids)
Biological process (GO): hemoglobin biosynthetic process; heme biosynthetic process; erythrocyte development
Cellular component (GO): mitochondrion; mitochondrial matrix
Molecular function (GO): pyridoxal phosphate binding; 5-aminolevulinate synthase activity
Source: RefSeq, a predicted model, not a curated record
ACAUCUCUGGUGGGUGGGAGUGGAGCUGAUUGCAUAAUGCUCUUCAACAUCUGACCACUAACUGGUGACACUUUCUGACACUGUUUAUUUGCUGUUUUGAAGUUCGUCCUCAGUGCAGGUCAACAGAGUAAGAACAGCUGCAGUACCAUGGCUGCCUUCCUGCAUCACUGCCCCUUUCUGAAGUCAGUUCCUAAACCAGCUUUAAGACGGACAGGAGCGGCCUGGCUGACUCUGGCUGAUAAAUGCCCCAUCAUUGCUCGCCAGAUCACCGUGAGUAGCCCGGCCUCUCUGAAUGCCGCGCUGACCAUAUCGCCUACCAAGAUGAAGAGUCACCGACUUCCAACGGUGGACCAAAGGAUAAUGUCUUCUCAAACGGCCACUCAGGUGGCUGUGUCUGUAUCGAAGGUUUGCCCUUUUGUCACCUCUCAGAUUGGGAUGGUCCAAGCCAGCCUUGAAGUACAGGAGGACGUCAAAGAAGGUUUGAUGACUUCUCUGUUAAAGGGUUUAAAAGAUUCAGUCCUCCAACCAUCAGUUCAGACCAACACUGUCACCCACCUCCUUAAAGACAACAUGGCUGGCCCCAGCUAUGACUACGACCGCUUCUUCAUUGAGAAGAUCGCUGACAAAAAGAAGGACCACACAUACAGAGUCUUCAAGACGGUGAACAGGAAUGCUGAGGUCUUCCCUUUUGCAGAGGAUUACUCCGUCUCUGGGCGGGAGGGCUCCCAGGUGUCCGUCUGGUGCAGCAACGACUAUCUGGGAAUGAGUCGGCACCCACGGGUCCUCAGUGCGAUCAGAGAUGCCCUGGACAGACACGGUGCAGGUGCAGGUGGGACCAGGAACAUCUCUGGCACCAGUAACUUCCACGUGUCUCUGGAGAAAGAGCUCGCCCAUCUACACAAGAAAGACGCAGCUCUGGUCUUCUCCUCCUGCUUCGUGGCAAAUGACUCCACCCUCUUCACUUUAGCUAAAAUGCUGCCAGGGUGCGAGAUCUACUCAGAUGCAGGGAACCACGCAUCAAUGAUUCAGGGCAUCAGGAACAGUGGAGUGAAGCGCUUCAUCUUCCGCCAUAAUGAUAGCCGCCACCUGGAGGAACUGCUGCAACGCUCAGACCCCAAAACACCCAAAAUAGUGGCAUUUGAGACGGUGCAUUCGAUGGAUGGUGCCAUAUGUCCUCUAGAAGAGCUGUGCGAUGUGGCUCACCGUUAUGGAGCUCUGACGUUUGUUGAUGAAGUACACGCUGUGGGCCUGUAUGGAGCCCAUGGAGCUGGAGUGGGAGAGAGAGACAAUGUUAUGCACAAGAUUGACAUUGUGUCUGGGACCUUAGGAAAAGCCUUUGGCUGUGUGGGAGGCUACAUUGCCAGCAGCGCUGCCCUAGUGGACACAGUGCGCUCCUUUGCAGCUGGCUUCAUCUUCACAACUGCCCUGCCACCAAUGGCUCUGGCUGGAGCCUUGGAGUCUGUCCGGGUGCUGAAGAGCCCCGAGGGGCAGGGGCUCCGCAGAGCCCACCAGAGGAACGUAAAACACAUGAGGCAGCUGCUCAUGGAUAAUGGCCUACCUGUGGUCAACUGCCCCAGCCACAUCAUCCCCAUACGGGUGGGCAACGCUGAGCUGAACACCAAGGUGUGUGACACCCUGCUGGAGAGAUACAACAUCUACGUCCAGGCCAUUAACUACCCCACAGUGCCGCGAGGUGAGGAGCUGUUGCGCCUGGCUCCGUCUCCUCAUCACAAUCCCGCCAUGAUGGAGUAUUUUGUGGAUGCACUGGUGGAGGUGUGGCAGGAGGCGGGGCUCCUGCUCAACAGCCCGGCCACGGCCUCCUGCACCUUCUGUGAUCGCAAGCUGCAUUUUGACCUCAUGAGUGAGUGGGAGAAAUCCUACUUCGGCAACAUGGAACCGCAAUACAUUACUGUGUCUGCAUAAUACCAAAGUAAAUCAAGUUUCUCACCACAAGCUACACAUACAGUAUAUGUUUAAAUUUAAUACUAUUUUUGACAUUAUUUUAAAUUAUACUUCAGGUGCACUAAGAGUACUAAUGUACUAACUUUGUAUUUGUGUUUAAAUAUUCUUUAAUGUCAGUGGCAUGGACUUAAUUCCAGUAUUUAUUCAUGUUUUCCUGUAUUUAUGUAUUCAAAAUUUGUGGUUAAAUAUUAUUAAAGAAAAUUGUGCCUCCACCAUUUUAAAAGCAUAAAACCUGCACAUCGGGCACUUUCUUAAAUCUCUUAUCUAGGUGUGAUAGUUCCAAUUAAACCAUGCUUUCUUUCA